AUGGCUCCAGACAGGGGCAGCAACAACACCACCCGCCUCCAAUCGUCCAGAGUGCCCGCCAACAUGCGAUCCUCGAACGAGUCUGAUACUCACGAGCGGACCGAAGCUCAGCGAGAGCUCGCCCAGCGCGCCAGUGCGCCUCAAAACUUCACGAUAAGAGGCGUGCUGGUGGGCCUGGUCAUAGGAGUCGUGAUAUGCUUCUCGAACAUGUACUUUGGUCUGCAGACCGGCUGGGUUAGUGGCAUGGCCAUGCCGUCUGCUCUACUUGGCUUCGCAUGGUUCAAGGUCGUCGCAAGGACACUGAGCUAUCCCUUCACGCCGGUGGAGAACGUUCUCAUACAAUCGGUGGCUGGAUCUGUGGGGACCAUGCCACUUGGCUGUGGCUUCGUAGGCGUUCUCCCAGCGCUCAACUUCCUGUUGAAGCCGGAGGAGAAUGGCCCGCUGGAUAUCAGUCUGUGGAAGCUGGUCGUUUGGGCGCUGGGAAUCUGCUUCUUCGGAGUAGUAUUUGCCGUGCCCUUGCGGAAAGAAGUGAUCAUCAGAGAGAAGCUGAAGUUCCCGAGCGGGACGGCGACAGCGCUGAUGAUAGGCGUCCUACAUGGAGAAAAGCAUGAUGCAAACAUAAUAAAGUAUCGACCGCGUGAAGGGUCACAGGUGGAUGACGAGCAAGAGCGGCUUUUGCCCUCUUCUGACGAUGGGCCUGAAGGUGCGGACGCCGAGACCGCACAUCAAGAUGAGGCAGUCAAAUCUGCGAUAGCAGCUGCUGAUUGGAAGGCGAGAAUCCGCACGCUAGUUAUUGCGUUCGGUGUCUCUGCUCUCUAUACUCUUGUAUCCUACUUUGUCCCACAGCUUCGCGAUGUUCCGUUCCUUGGCCUACCUCUUGCGCAGAAGUGGCUGUGGACGCUCAACCCUUCUCCAGCUUAUGUUGGUCAAGGUAUCAUUAUGGGCCCGGCCACGACUCUGCAUAUGCUAUUAGGUGCCAUCUUAGGCUGGGGCAUUCUGUCUCCGUUGGCCAAACAGAGGGGCUGGGCACCGGGCCCAGUGAACGAUUGGGAGACUGGUAGCAAAGGCUGGAUAGUCUGGAUCAGCCUUGCAAUCAUGCUGACCGAUGCGCUUGUCAGUCUUGGCUGGUUGAUAGUUAGACCUCUUAUAUCAUAUGGUCGGAUCAUCUUGCCGGAACUGUGGCGCGAGGUCGGCAAUCAUUCCUGGAAGGAUAUUGUCACCCUCAACAUACACCCAGGCAGUGGCACUUAUUCGGGUAUCAGAGACGGCCAUUCAAAUUCUUGGUCUGGCAGUUCGCUCAUAAAGAAGAUAAGAGAACAUUCUGACGGCGAGGAAGAGCCAGACGCUCCACCUGAGCACCUGAUUUCGAAACGGACGACUCUUGUUGGAUUGGUGUUGUCCAUCAUCGUCUGCGUUGCUGCUGUUCACAUAACAUUCCCUGGCCUAGUACCAUUCGGAUUGACACUUCUUGCACUUGUGUUUGCCUUGUUGAUGUCAAUCAUGGGUGUCCGGGCCCUGGGGGAAACAGAUCUAAAUCCAGUAUCUGGUAUCUCGAAGAUUACACAGCUCAUAUUCGCAGCUAUCACCCCACCAGGGAAAAACGCUGUCAUCAUCAACCUCAUCGCGGGCGCAAUCAGCGAAAGCGGUGCUCUGCAAGCCGGAGACUUACUGCAAGACCUCAAAGCUGGUCAUCUGCUGGGAGCUGCUCCAAAUGCCCAGUUCUGGGGCCAGAUCAUCGGAAGCACAGUGGGUGCUAUUGUCAGCGCACUCGUAUACAAGCUUUACGUCAGCGUGUACAAGAUUCCUGGAGGCCUGUUCCAAGUUCCAACAGGAUAUGUCUGGAUCUUCACUGCCCGGCUCGUGACUGGCAGUGGGCUCCCACCCAUGGUGACAGAAUGGGCGAGCGGUGCAGCUGUGAUCUGGUUUGCACUGACCGCAGCAAGAACAUAUGGGAAUGCAGUUAAAGCUAGGGGUAACAGAGCACCCUGGAUUGAUUAUGUUCCCGGUGGUAUCGCUGUUGCUGUUGGAAUGUAUAACACGCCGUCAUUCACCAUGGCUCGCACGAUCGGUGGUCUCAUCAGCAUGUACUGGAAGCACUACAAGAAGCGGGAAGAGACCCCGAUCAUUGUCCUAGCGAGUGGUUUGAUCCUGGGAGAGGGUGUUUUCAGCAUCGUGAAUUUACUUCUGGCUAGUGCCAAGAUCCCACAUCUGUAA
Pseudovirgaria hyperparasitica is the source of this 2214-nucleotide messenger RNA. RefSeq names its product oligopeptide transporter-like protein. The transcript has 3 exons. The coding region runs from base 1 to 2214 and encodes 737 amino acids. Gene Ontology annotation, cellular component: fungal-type vacuole membrane. The record is from RefSeq and is a predicted model, not a curated record. Gene Ontology annotation, molecular function: oligopeptide transmembrane transporter activity. NCBI's taxonomy places the organism in Eukaryota, Fungi, Ascomycota, Dothideomycetes, Acrospermales, Acrospermaceae.